Molecule: messenger RNA, 2247 nt
Organism: Carassius gibelio (silver crucian carp)
Lineage: Eukaryota; Metazoa; Chordata; Actinopteri; Cypriniformes; Cyprinidae
Gene: arl6ip6
Product: ADP-ribosylation factor-like 6 interacting protein 6
Exons: 4
Coding region: 213-776 (187 amino acids)
Source: RefSeq, a predicted model, not a curated record
CCUGGUAUUUCUGGUUAAACUGUAUAAAACGUAUUUAACAUGGGUUAUACAAAUCGAGUAAAAUGAAUCAUUUGAUAAGUGAGUAACUAGCGUGCUAACUAACUAGCAGUUGUUGUAGCAGUUGUCUAGGAAACGGAAACGCGCAAACAAAAACGCAGGAAAUGAGUCACUAGCCAGCAAUUUCAACUUUAGAAACUCUCAUCUUUACGACCAUGCUGCGGUUUUCCAGAGAUAAGGACGGCCAGUCUUUAGACGUUUAUUCUGAUGAUGAAGAUAAUACUGCAUUAGCAGGAAGAAGAAACAUGUCGGAUGAAACAAAUGCAGCUUCACGUGAUAGCGAGCUCCGCAGCUCAACGCCUGGGCGACUGCCCUCGCGCAAGCGGUCCUGGAGAGACACUCACCUGUGGCCCGCUCGAAUAGUCUCUGUGCUAUGUAGUGUGGUCAUCGUCUCAUUUAUCGCUGUGAUAAUCUCGUUUUUGUACAUCGUAUUAAAAGAUCUAAGAGCAGAGAGGAUAACCACUGAAGAUGGAUCAGAAGUGAGACUCCUGGGUUUUUGGAGUAUCUUGGUGUUGUCUUCUGUGGCUGGAGUUCUCUGUUGCAGCUUCUCCUGGACCCUAACAUACUUUGACUCCCUUGAGCCAGGAAUGUUUCCCCCAACUCCUCUUUCCUCUGCCAGACUCAAAAGAAUGACUGGACACUCUUUCCACAUGGGCUACAGUAUGGCUAUACUCAACGGCAUAGUGGCUGCACUCACUAUUGUAUGGUAUCUCACCUGAUGCACAUCGACUCACCAAUGGAUCCUCUGCUGAGAAUAAGUGUCAUCAUUUGUGGGUGAACUGUUGCUUUAAUGGCAGAUGGAGCUGUCAAAUAAUGUUACUAAAAUAACUACAGAUAAAAACUUUUUUUAAAAGCACAAAAACAAACACAAAGAAUGGAAUACUAGUUGAAAAAUUAAAUUCAUACACUGAAUAACAAGAAGUAAAACAAUAAAGUACAGUGUUUUAUUUUUUUAAGGGAUUUCUCCUAUUUUUAUAUAUGCUAAUUUGACAAAUUCAAUACACAACGAAGAAAGUUUUUUUCGUAAUGGACUACAUUUAAAAAAUAAUAAUAAUACAAUUAGUGAAGUAAGGCUCUCUUUGUUACUCGGUUAUUUUAUCUUAUAAAAGGCUUUCAUUACAUAAUGCUGUACAAGCCGCUUUUUACCAUUACAAUAGCAGUGCAUUAAAUCAGCUUUUUGCCCUUUCGAUGUCAUUCACUGUCAUUGUGACAACACAUAGAUGCCAUUUAAAUCUAUUCAAUAAAUUGAAUUUGCAUUUUAUGAACUACACUUAGCAAAAACGACUGUCCCUUUGCAGUCGUGCUUUAUUAAAGCAGGGAGAUGCUGCUCUACUGAGCGUUUUAAUGGGGGAAGUCAUUAAUACAAUCGCUGUGUUUGGGUUGAUGGAGAGUGACCAUGUUAAAGCUUUGUUGAGAGCCUAGGAGAAGGUCAGUGAGUAGAAGUGUGGAUUUAAUUUAUGACUAAUUAUUUGAUGCAGACUCUGCCACACCACGAUGACUUUUUUCUUCUUCAUUAUAAGCAGGCCCUGUAGUGACUUAUUUCAGCUAGCACUAAUGCACUGCUAUGUCUUGUAUAUAUGGAGUAUCAGUGCUCUGCUGCCUCAUGUGUGAGCAUGUUUUGUUUUUUGUAUCUGUGGCAAACAGGUUCCUAGAACUUGUUUUCCUUUUCAGUACAUUUCUAUUCUUUUUAGUGGAUGUUAAUUCUGGUUUGUUGAGAUUUUAAUAUUUCCCGAAGUAGUUUAUCCACCUCAAAACCUGUUGCUUUUAGAAUGUUCAGGUAUUUUAAGGUAAAUGGGAGGUUUUUGUGUGCUAUGGUUGAUGCACGCUGUCCAUGCUUUUGUAUUCUUCAGCCUUUACAAAACGUGUUCUAGCAUGACUUGGUGACAAAGUGUCUCUCUUAAUGAUGUUUCAGACUGUCUGAGGUGAACCUUGUCUCACUCGCCUUGAAUCGUGUAGUGCAACUGUCACAAACAAUAUCCUGUCCUGAAACCACCUGAUUUGGAGGUUGAGUGGUUUGCUUAUUUGUUUUCCUGCCAUUUAAAUAAUCAGGGAUGAAAAAACAACAACACUGGAAUAUUCAUUGCCUACCCAGGAGGUGGGAUAUUGUGUCAAAUAACGCUAUCAGAAUUAAUUUUGUAUGAAUGUAUUUAUGCAAAAAGCAAUAAAUUUGCAAUUAAAAUAAAAAAGCAA